AUGAUGGCUCGGUCUAUUCCGUGUUCGUUAACCGGGUCGCUAGACGGCCAUGCACGCGUCGCAGCAUCGAGAACCGGUACGCCGCCUGAAUGCGGCCCAGCGCGUUCCCGCCACGUGCUCUCUCUUCCUUCACUAACCACACACGCGGCGGCCUCGGCUUCUCAGGCUCUUCGAUGCGCUUCACCUCCGCCGCAGCGCCUUUCCGCUCCGCCUUGCCGCACGAACUAUCACCGCGUAGCCGCGCAAUCCCGGAGCUUUGAGGCGGCCAGCGUCGGAAGCACGACGAGAGAUCUUCCUUGCUCGCAAACGCAUUCGCAUUCGCAUGCGCAGCCAGCCCGGCAUCGCGUGCGGUGCGCAGCCAUUCCGCCAGACGCCGCAGAUCUCGCCGCAGCCCUAGCGGGCCAAAUAGCCUCCGCCGCUCCUGUCGCCGACGCGGCUGCUAGUCUGGCAGACACGUCCCCCGCCGCUGCCGCCGCUGCUGCUGCUUCGGGUGAUCUGGGGGUGGCUGGAGGCGGAGGACGGUCGGAGGUGACGUGGCAAAUCGUGGUUGGUGCAAUCGCUGGCGUGAUCCCCUUCAUCGUGGCGUCCAUUGAGUUCGGCAAGCGCAUUGUGAGUCGCCCUCCCUCCCUCCCUCUCAUACUGCCUCCCUGUGUCUCCCUGUGUGUCUCCCUGUGUGUCUCCCUGUGUGUCUCCCUGUGUGUCUCCCUGUGUGUCUCCCUGUGUGUCUCCCUGUCUCAUCACCUGCCUGUCGAAAUGAUGAUGAUGAGCGAUAAUUCGCUUCCUACUGUUGUCUAUCGUCCAUCCCUCACCGUCCACCUGGAUGCCGGUUGCACGUCAUCAAUUGCAUGGCGUUCAUCCAACCUUGGGUGA
Molecule: messenger RNA, 870 nt
Organism: Closterium sp. Naga37s-1
Lineage: Eukaryota; Viridiplantae; Streptophyta; Zygnematophyceae; Desmidiales; Closteriaceae
Source: the annotation of a GenBank genome assembly